This is a messenger RNA of Mobula hypostoma (lesser devil ray), 10900 nucleotides long. RefSeq names its product rabphilin-3A-like. Gene Ontology annotation, molecular function: small GTPase binding. Lineage: Eukaryota; Metazoa; Chordata; Chondrichthyes; Myliobatiformes; Myliobatidae. Gene Ontology annotation, cellular component: neuron projection; extrinsic component of synaptic vesicle membrane; synapse. The transcript is spliced from 20 exons. The coding region runs from base 148 to 2205 and encodes 685 amino acids. Gene Ontology annotation, biological process: regulation of calcium ion-dependent exocytosis; exocytosis; spontaneous neurotransmitter secretion. The record is from RefSeq and is a predicted model, not a curated record.
CUGUGGGCGAUCUCCACUCGCCCGGGUUUAGCACUCACGGGAGAGGAUCCAGGACAGGACCAGGCGAAAGCGUGUCAGAGAGCGGGGCCGAGCAAAGCUGCUAACGGCGACUUCACACUGAGUGGGGAAGGCAGCAAGUUUCCAGCCAUGACUAACACUGUAUUUGGGAACAAUACAACCCGCUGGGUCUGCCCCAAUGACCGACAGCUCACUCUCAGAGCAAAGCUGGGAGCCGGCUGGUCGGUACACACAAACAAAACUGAGCAGCAGCGGAAGAACGAGGAGCUGACCGAGGAGGAGAAGGAAAUUAUCAACCGAGUGAUCGCCCGGGCAGAGAAGAUGGAGGAGAUGGAGCAAGAGCGAAUCGGGCGACUCAUGGAUCGCCUGGACAACAUGCGGAAGAAUGUUCUGGGGGACGGCCUUUCCCGCUGCAUCCUAUGCGGGGAACAGCUUGGGCUGCUGGGGUCUCACUCUGUGGUGUGUGAGGACUGUAAAAAGAAUGUUUGCACCAAGUGUGGAAUUGAAACACCAAGCCGGCCCCGGCCUGUGUGGCUGUGUAAGAUCUGCAGUGAGCAACGAGAGGUGUGGAAACGUUCAGGUGCUUGGUUCUUUAAGGGUUUACCAAAACAGAUCCUGCCAGAACCAAUCCCUAUUAUUAAGCAGAGUCUACAGAUGGUCAAAGGAGAACAUCCUUCACAGGAGCCUCCCGGUCCUCAGCAGAAACCUUCUCCCCGUUGGACUCAGAGCAGAGGUCAAGCGGAAGGUGGCGUCCCAGCUGACCGUGGCACCGAGUGUGAGCUUGCAGGCGGAGGUCCUCCCAGCUACACUUCAUCGAGGCAUCGGCCAGCAGAACCUGGGACGGUGGAAGCUAGUGCGAGUGGGGAAGGUGACAGUCAGGACGGGUACAGUGGUGGUGUGGAAGGCGACACCGGACGGAGUCCAGCAGCUGGACGACGUCAUACUUCAGCUCCAGUUUCCCGAGCUCCUGCAGCCAUCCACCAAGCCGCUGUGCCACAGGCAGUCCAAGCAAGUGUCCCUGGAGCCUACCGACCAGGUCAAGGCGUGACUCCCAGAUACCCAGAGCAAAAACCAAUGGUAGGCUCUCCAGCCUUGUCGCAUUCCGUGUCUAGUCAACCUCCCCCAUCGUCGGACUCACCAAAGGAGGAGAGGGGCACCCGCCAGCACGGCCAGUUUGCUGCGCCCGGCAUGGGCUCUGCAAUGCCUCCCUCCCGCCAGCAGGAGCAGCAGCAGAUCGAGGAGGACGAGGAGGCUUAUGAUUCGGAUGAGCCCACAACACUGGGAGCGCUGGAGUUCAGUCUGAUAUAUGACCAGGUCAACAAUGCUUUGCACUGCACCAUCGUAAGAGCAAAGGGACUGAAACCCAUGGAUUCUAACGGCUUGGCUGAUCCAUAUGUGAAAGUUCACCUCCUGCCUGGAGCCAGCAAGUCAAACAAGCUGCGUACCAAAACUCUGCGCAACACCCGAAACCCAGUGUGGAAUGAACGGCUAACAUACCACGGGAUCACCGAGGAUGACAUGCAGAGGAAAACACUCAGGAUCUCUGUCCUGGAUGAAGAUAAAUUUGGUCAUAAUGAAUUCAUUGGAGAGACCAGGGUUUCUCUAAAGAAACUCAAACCUAACCAAAUAAAGAACUUCAACAUCUGUCUGGAGAGAGUCAUACCGGUAAAGCGAGGUUCUACAGUUGGAUCCACACGGGGAAUGUCACUUUACGAGGAUGAGCAAGCUGAGCACUGUGCUGAUAUUGAAGAGCGGGGCCGAAUCCUCAUCUCCCUCCUGUACAGCAGUCAGCAGGGAGGCCUGAUCGUGGGAAUUAUACGCUGCGUUCACUUGGCUGCCAUGGAUGCCAAUGGUUACUCUGACCCCUUUGUCAAAAUCUGUCUCAAGCCUGACAUGGGUAAAAAGGCCAAACAGAAAACACAGAUCAAGAAAAAGACACUGAACCCUGAAUUUAAUGAGGAAUUCUUCUACGACAUCAAGCACAGUGACUUGGCCAAGAAAACCUUGGAGUUUUCUGUGUGGGAUUACGAUAUUGGCAAAGCCAAUGAUUAUAUUGGCAGUAUUAUUCUGGGCAUUAACGCUAAAGGAGACUGCUUGAAGCAUUGGUACGAGUGCCUGAAGAACAAGGAUAAGAAGACUGAACGCUGGCAUACCCUAUACAAUGCAAAUCCCAUUCCCAGUGACUGACUACACACCCGCCACGGCCAGUGAUUUACUCUCCCAACAUUUCUCAUUUCCCUUCUCCUUCCUCUUCUCUGUUCCUCUCAUUCUGCUCAAAAUACUUUGAUGAAGGGUCACCAUCUUCCUGUUUAACCAACAUUUUGUUUACACGCUAGAUAUAUGCUGCCGUCAUCCCUUUGGAACACCAUCACACCAGAUACGUUAACCUAUCGCCCUGAGAAAAAUGAUGCAUUUUCUUUUUUGCCACCUCAUAAAAAUGGUUGCCGAAUUAUAUACUGGAAAUAUUCUGUCUCAUUAAGUUACUACAUGGAUUUGUGUCCCUAUUGAGAUCUUUCCUUAACAAAUUCUCUCUGGUAAAAACCUGUUCAACUACAUAUCGACCUGAAGGAACUAUCAGUUUCCACAAUUCUUGCCCACGGCUACAUGUUGCCAACAGAUACACAUACUAUGACAGGAGAUCCAACUGCAGCCUGGGUGAAGCAGUCCUAAGUUCCACCUUCUUGUGCUGAACUACACUAACCAGAACACAUCUUCCCAUUGAAAACAAAUCUUGGGAAAUAAUCUGUCGGGUUUCUGAACUUUUUUUCUAAAUUGCGCAUGAAGUGAAAAGUGCUUCUCACAACUUUAGAGCUCAGGGGAAAAUUGUUGGCCUGAAGGGUGACUAAUCCUCAUGAUGAGAUGGCUUCUGUUCAGAGUUUUUAAGGAAGGAAGUGGGAAGUGAUAUUACAAGUACCCUCAACAUAAUCUGCCAAAGCUCUCAGUUUGGGAACUGAUUCAUUAAACUGAAAAAUUAUGUAUGACUCUUUAUCAAAGAUGAGAGAAAAGAUUCAGGGAAUUAAAUACCAGCAGCCUAUAUUCUAGAAUCUGUAGCUAAUGACUGAGUCAUGAAUAUCUUGCAGAUUUUCAGUUGAUCAACCUAAGUGUGAAUAAUGCCUUUGAUUGAAGAUUUAUUGAAUAGAUAUCAAGAUAGUGACCAGGGGAAUGUCUCUAGAUGUUCUUUCUAUUGUCUUGUAGGUCAUCUUGGUGGUCAUCUAUGGUCAUUAGAUGAAGCCCCUUGUUGAGAUUAUUUGCUAGAGUUGAAACUCUGGAAACGGAAGGCAAUUUAUUGAGCAAGCUAAGGAAUUUUCCAACAGCAGGAUAGUCAACAGGGAGUCAAAUUGGCAGCACCUGACACUAUGUUCCUCUUGGAUCUGGGCUGAGUUGAGAACCAUUUACUGUAUUUAUAAACUACUUAAAUGAUUUAAAAAGCCUUUUAUUUAAAUUUACUGAUAUCAGAAGAUUUUAAGUAGUAUAGAUGGAAGCAUUAGAUUUCAAAGCGAUUUUAAUGAAUUAAGCAAAGGACAAAACUGUGUCAAAUGGCAGCAUUGAGGAACACUAGAGCACCCAUUUUGGAGAUUAAAAGGAUAAAGCACUUCCAAAAUAUUGAAAAACUGGAAGCAAUGGAUAUCCGUAGAAACCUGGGGUAGCACUAAGGGAGAGAUCAAUGAAACAGAUAAUGAAAAUAUCAUGGAAAAGUUAAAAAGCCAAUGGAAGGUUGGCUUUUACGUUUGGAGGUUUGGUGGCGAGUGAAGAUAUCUUUUUAUCUCCUAAGCUGCAGCUGAACAAAACCUCAGCUGGAUAGUUCUAGGAUCCGUCUUUUAGGAAGGGUAUAUAGGCUUGAUGUAGGUACUCCAUUUCUUAUCUGAGCUUCAAUAAACAACUAAACAAGCCGGGGUCAUAAUCCAUUGAAUUCAGCAGUAGUGGAAGGAAUGUGGUUAGUAAAGACUUAGAACUCUGUUCUGCAACCGAGAAUUGGUAGUUGAUCAGAAUCAAGUUUAAUAUCACCGGCACAUGUAGUGAAAUUUAUUAUCUUUGCGGCAGCAGUACAUUGCAAUACAUAAUAAUAGAGCAAAAAGAGGAAUUAGAGUAUAUAUAUAUAUAUAAAAUAGUUAAAUAAGCAAUGCAAAAAUAAGAAUGAAAAAAUAGUGAGAUAGUGUUCAUGGGUUCAAUGUACGUUCAGAAAUCGGAUGUCAAAGGGGAAAAAAUCUGUCCCCAAGUCGUUGAAUGUGUGCCUUCGGGCUCCUGUACCUCAUCCCUGAUGGUAACAAUGAGAAGAGGGCAUGUCCUGGGUGAUGGGGGUCGUUAAUGAUGUAUACCACCAUCAUUGGUUAAUCUUGGAUUUAGAGAAUGAUAAGUUAGUUGAGUGUAAAUACUCUGGCGGGUACCUGUCAGUUGGUCACAAAUAAACCGUGAUUACAUUGAAUAGUGGAACAGGUUCUGGGAUAACAUAUUACACUCCUGUUCUGAUAUGUUUGGUCUAAAAGCUAUAUAGGUCUGAAUUGGAGUCUAAGGAAGGCCCCAUCAGCUGAGAAGGGAAAGGCAAUCAAGUCAGGAGCAACGCUGUUGAGAAGGUGGUGGGGUGAUUUCAGAGAAACAUUGUUUCCCCCUCCCUUCUCCAGCCUUGUUAAGCAGUUCUCCGUCAGUCACCUGGUGAAUAAGGAGGCAUCUCUGGCUUUUGGAAAUACCUCGAACUCUCAGGAGUUGGAGCAUUGAUCUCACCUUGUGUAAAAAAAAAAUCACCAGUUUCCUGAAAUUAAUAUUUUCACUGAGGCUUAGACCUCCUUUAAUUAAACCCCAGGCUAGGUUAACAGACCAAACUCAGAGGUAAAAUAUAUUCCAUUCUGGUGCUUAAAGCUGCAAUGGGUAAUCUCCGAAUGCUCUCUUAUCUCUGUAACCCUGAUCACGAAAUCACUGGAAGCAAGGACAUGACGUAAAUGGGAGGGAGUUCUGCACUCCGGCUGCCUCUAAUCAUAAUAUUAAAGCACGACAUUAAAAUGAAGGAUAACUACCCUGAAUACACGGGCUAUGAGGCAGAGAAACAGAGUAUUCGGUCCACCGAGUCAGGCUGGUUGGGGAUGUGGAGAGGUGGGUUAGUGGGUAGAGGGGUUGAUCAGCCUUACUGCUUGGGGAAUAUAGCUAUUUUUGACUCUGGUGGUCCUGGUUUGGAUGAUAUGUAUCUAUCCGGCCAGUAUAGAUAAAGGUAUCUUUUUAUCCAUAUGAGGCAAUUCUGUGGAAUUGAUUUAUAAGUAAUGUAAGUAAUUGUUUCCAAAUGGUUAAUUGUAAAAAUUAAAAUUAGCGCAGUUGCCACAUGGAAGAAGAUUCAGGAAUGCUAAGGUGUAGCUGGAGCCCUCUCCUCCACCCCACCCCACCUCCCACUCUGAUACCCAGCGAUUGAUUCAUCAGCUUGUAAGUUAACUGUGCAAGGGGGGAGUUGAAGUCUACUGUAUGUCUCCACGCACUUGCCAAGAUCGGUGGGCCCAUAGGCAAUUGGAAUGACAAUAGUUGGAUACUGGAAAAGUGGGAAUAACUCGGAAAAGGGUAGUGGCUGCUGCUGGGGAAUAUCCAACAUCACACGGCGGGGGCGGGGAAUGUGAACUCCUCGCACCACUUGGGAGAUGGGCACCACUCGGCAGCAGGGUCAGAAAGAGCAGGGGCAUCAUCAGCGGCAAACCCCUCCCUCUGUCCCAACACUGCAGCUCUGUCAGGAUCAUUGGGGACCUUCUGGACUGGAGUUGCACAGUGGGGUGGUCGGGCACAGCCAGCUGCCCCUGCCCAUAGGCCUGGCAUUGAUCCUGGCAGAAGAGUGGGGCCUCAAGGCAUAGCUGGUUGGUGUGCAUCCACUCAGACCUGCCUCAGUGCACGGGCUUCCCGUGGACCUGUGACUCAGUGCCAAAGGAUCCACAUUCGGGUGAAACAGAGUCAAAAUCUGGUUUACUGUCACUUACAAAAGUCAUGAAUUGUGUUUUCUAGCAGCAUGGCAGUGCAGGGAUAACAAAUUACAGUUCCAGUAAUUUAAAAUGAAGGAAUAACAAGGCAGUGUUCAUGAAUUCAUAGACUAUUCAGAAAUCUGAUGACAGAGGAGAAGUGACUGUUCCUAAAACAUUGAUGGUAGGUCUUUAGGCUCCUGUGCUUCCUCCUUGACGGCAGUGAUGAGAAGAGGGCAUGACCGGGAUGGUGAGGGUCCAUAGUGAUGUACACUAGCUUUCUGAGGCACCAGGUUUUCAAGAUGGCCUUAAUGAUGGGUUGCCUUGUGCCCAUGAUGAAACUGGCUCAGUCUACAACUCUCUGAAGCCUCUUAUGAUCCUGUGCAUUGGUGCCUCCACAUCCAACGGUGACAUAACCAGUUAGAAUGCUCUCCACGGUACAUCUGUGGAAAUUUGCUCAAGUCUUUGGUGACAUACAAAAUCUCCUCAAACUCCUAAUGAAAUAUGGAUGCUAGGGUGCUUUCAUCAUUAUAUCAAUACACGAGGGUCACCGUAGAUAGGUCGUUGCUUUGGUUACUGGGCUUGGCUCCUUUGCAUCAUCCAUGGAGACAUUCCCAAUUAUUACCCUGACUAAUUCCACUAUUGUGGAAGCUAAUUUUGCCUGGCGUGAUAAUGUCAAUUCAAUAACAGUUUCUGCUAGCACAACUGAAUGCUCAGAUCCAGGCAUUUCUUUAGUAAUGGGUAGAAAGUCUUGGGACCUUCUGUUAAUUUCAAUGGGUAUGCAUGACCUGGGGGAGGGAAUUGGAAGCAGAAUCUCUAGUCAUGGUCAUGGUAAGAAGCUGAACGCUGCCACCAAUUCAGAAAAAUUAGGUCUGUUACUUGAUGGGUCAGGGAGUGGAACAGUCAGUGCACAAAGGUUGGUGAUAAAACAUAAGACCAUAGACCAUAAGACAUAGGAGCAGAAUUGGGCCAUCUGACCCAUCAAAUCUACUCUGCCAUUCAAUCAUGGCUGAUCCUUUUUCUCUGUCUCCUCCUCAACCCCAGUUCCCGGCCUUCUCUCUGUAACCUUUGAUGCCAUGUCCAAUCAAGAACCUGUCAACCUCUGCCUUAAAUACACCCAGCAACCUAUCCUCCACAGCUACGUGUGACAACAAAUUCACCACCCUUUGGCUAAAGAAAUUUCUCCGCAUCUUUGAAAGGGCGCCCCUCCAUCCUGUGCAAACAUAGCGAUGUUAAUAUAAAAGAAAGAGGCCAUUGAGUCUCUUUAGCCAUUAAAUUGGAAUAUGGCUGACUAGAAUUUUAGCUCAGUUUACCUGCCUUGAUUCUGUUAUUUUCCUGUAACUGAAAGCUACUAAUUUUGAGAAGGGAGUGGAAUAAAAAACAAACUACUGCAGGAACUCAGCAGGUAAGGCAAUAUCUGUGGAGGGAAAUAAACGGUUGUUGUUUCACAUUGAAACCAUUCAUCAGUUCAGAUGAAGGGCCUUAACACAAAACGUCAACUGCCCUCUUCCCGCCACAGAUGCUGCCUGACCUGCUGAGUUCCUCCAGAAAUCACUCCUUUGCUCAAGGUUCCAGCAUCUGCAAACUCUUGGGAAAAUUUCAGGUUAUAUGCAGGAAGAAAGCAUGGAUCAUCGUGUCCUGAAUAAAACCAGCCAGAGCAAAUGGACAAUGGAUUCCUCUUUUGGGUGGCCCUGACUAUAUUGAGUUGGGGGCAGGAGUGGCUUUUAAUUCACCUAAUGUCAAAAUCUUGCUCCAAAAAGGACCAGAAUUAGGUUUAAUAUCACUGGCAUGUAUCAUGAAAUUUGUUGUCUUUGCAGCAGCAGUAAAAUGCAAUACAUAAUAGAGAAAAACAUGAAUUACAGUUGGUGUGUGUGUAUAUAUAUUAGAAACUUAAAUUAAAUCAGUAGUGCAAAAUAGAAAUAAAAAAGUAAAGUGAUAGUGUUCAUGUUCAUGGAUUCAAUGUCCAUUCAGAAAUCAGAUGGCAGAGGGGAAGAAGCUGUUCCUGAAUCAUUGAGUGUGUGUCUUCAGGCUCCUGUACCUCCUCCCUGAUGGUAGCAGUGAGAACAAGGCAUGUCCUGGAUGAUGGGGGUCCUUAGUGAUGGAUGCCUCUUUUCUGAGGCGUCGCUCCUUGAAAGAGCAAAUACUAUUGAAAUUAUCACGUUAAAAUUUUAGAAUUUGGAUAGGGCGCUAAUUGUAAAGAUAAUCUGACGAAUGCAUAAUGAUUCUGCUUGAGCUUGAUAUUGAAGCUGGAUGUGAGAGAUAUUGAGGAUAAAAGUGAGAGUUCCUUCCAUCAUUCUUCAAGCCUUCAUCAUUUCAAUGCACGGACCACCUACCAAUUAAAUAUAACAACACAGCUCCAUGUGAAAAAAAGGCACUUGAAUAGUGCGUGGAAUAGGCUGUGGCGACAGUGGUGGAGGCAGAUACGAUAGGGUCUUUUAAGAGACUCCUGGAUAGGUGCAUGAAGCUUAGAAAAAUAAGGGGCUAUGGGUAACCCUAGGUGAUUUCUAAGGCUCGGCACGGCUUUGUGGGCCGAAGGGCCUGUAUUGUGCUGUAGAUUUUCCAUGUUUCUAUGAAACAGCCCAAUGCAUUUCAUGGGAACAAAUGUUUCAAUAAGUCGUGUAAGGAAAUAUGACAGUCAAAUAAACCAAUGUUUAAAAACAUCUUGAAUUAGGGUGCUGAGGGUUAGAAAGGUCUCGGAGGAGUAUUCCAGAGCUGUUUCUGGACUGCUGAAUGACAAGCAACAUUACUUUGUUCUUCAAAGGCUAAUUUGUGAACUUCAAUUUCAAUAUUAGAGAAGUUGUACUAGCAGUUCUGUUGCUGUAAAAUUAACACCUGUGCCUUUUUUCACAUACAAACAUAGAGACACAAAUUCCGGGUAUUAGCAGUUAAAACUGAACAAUCUGACUGCAUUGGCAGUAUAAUAAACGUACAGGUCUUUUGCACGAAACCUCCUUGCAACAUCUUACAAUAUGGUAUGUUCGCCCUGUCAUAAUGUAAGAAUUGUUGCCUGAUACGUAUAUUUUCAUUAAAAAUGGGGGUUGUAGGGAGAAGCCUUUGGAAGAAAAUUUGCAUUUUACUCAAUAUUUCCAUAAAUAUUUGUUUAUAAGAAAUACCCAUCCUCUCCAAAUAAGACAUUUAUCAAAUAAUCAUUGUCUUCCAGUUAAAAUUCUGAUUCUGCCAGUGUUAGGUCGAUAGUCAUUGGCAGCUGUAAGUCCUAUGAGGACCCCCUGUCCACUCUCUGGAGAGUUGAGCUGAAUCUGAGGAGUAACUAGGGAGAAACAAAUGGAGUUGUAUCGAUCUUGAACCACAAGGUGACUCUGAAAAUAGGAUACGAUACAGUAUUUAAUCAAAUGUGACAGGAAUUUCUCGUAGAGGAACAUAAUUAGAUUUUCUUUCUGUUGUAUUAAUUAGCCAUACAGUUUGAACAGUUCUGGUAUUCUCUCUGGUGUUUCAUGAAGCGACAAGUCUCCAUUGAGCUGAUUGCUUGAUUAAAUGCCAAUUUAGUUUUCAUCCCUGGAGCUGACAUUUCAGGUGAACGCUGUCUAGAAUAGUGCAUUUGUGGACUUUUGUCAUGGCAUUUACAAUGUUCUAUUGGGAUAACUUUACCCUACAUCUGAAUCUGUCUAUUUUUGUACAUAACACAGUCCGGUGCGCUGUAGUAGAUAAUGACUGUGCAUGUCCUUGAGUAAGUUGGCAUAAUUAACAUCACAGUAUUACAGCACAAUGCAGCAGUGGUAGUGGGAACAGCAUUUCAAUUGUGAACCCUGCUUCUAGAGCUUUACAUGUCCAGUCUUUUAAUCCCAAGUCUGAAGUUGGAUCAUUUUCUUUACAAACGGCCUUAGGCAUUGCUCAACCUUUCCAUUUCUCAGAAACUUAUCGUAAUGUUACCAGACUCAUUUAGAUUUGCAGCUGCUAACAACAGUCCUGUUAAAGAUCAGCACCGUCCCCUGGUAAUCAUUCACAGGUAAUCUGGUCAAGAUUGAUCCUGGGUCUAGGUCUGGGGACUUUCAUUCCCACUUUGUGAGGCUUCAGGGCGAACUCUGACUCGCUCAGCUUUCAAGGAAACACGCCAAGACUUGCUGAUAGCACGUUAAUACUUGUUGUGCUGCUGCCCAAUUGAACAGAGACCCACUGAGGUUCUGUGUAGAGGCCCCAAGACUUGCCAAAACUUACUAAAAGUCUAAGAUUGCAUGGAGCUCCCCGCAAGCUUGAAUAUAUGGAUUUACAGUUUAUGGUUCCCUCAUAAAAGGUGAGCAGGUCCUGGUCAUUGUUACCAAAUCUUUGCUAAUUGUCUUCCAUAUAUGUCUGUUUGGGGGUGGAGAUAAUUGGAGAAAAGGGAAUUGUUAAUUGCAAAAUGUCUUCUGGCCUUUGCUUUUUAGUGUUCUCUAAUCCACAAAACAUCUUUUCCACAUCUACACCUUUAUGUUUGAGAUAGAUCUCUAACAGACCCUGUAAUCUCUGUCUCCAUGCUUUUGUUCAUCUGUCUGUAAUCUACUUCCUGCUAUGAAUUAAGGCAGUGCAUGUUGCUCUAUAUCAGGCACUUUGACAACCACCUAAAUUUGGGGCUUUUAGAGGAAAUUGGGGGAUGAGAAAAAGUUCUUCAGUGGCAAUAGUAAUCAAAUCUAAUUUGAUGCUAAUAUUUUGGAGGUGUUAAAUCCAAAAGUGUGCUUCUGGGUAAAACAAAAUCUGCGGUCACCAGAAGAUGUUAGAAAGGGUCUGUUACACUGUAGCUCCUAGCUCUGUAUAUAAGCAGCAUGUGAUACCUUCUUAAUCAGCAUGUUCAGACUGAUUACCAUGGAAUCCGCAUGAUGAAUUGGACUGAAUUCAGAUUCGAGUAUGCAUUAAGGGAGCAAAACUUGAUUUUGUAUUGAGGUGCCUGCAAUACCGAGACUGUCUUCCAGUGCAUGCAGUUAUAAAGCUCUAUUAACCACUUUGUCCUAAUGAUGCAUAUAAAGAGA